AUGAUCUGGAGGACUUAUGUCAGGUUUCUGUUCAUCAUCAGUUUGGCACUGCAGCUCAUCCAUUUGGGAAACAGCUAUCAAAGUGAGACACGCCAAAGCGGUAAAGAAGCUGGCAAGAUUGCAGCUCCAAAGCUUCAGCCAACAACACUCAAUUUGACCCUGAGUGAUUUCAGGAAGGACAACGGGUCGGAGGAGGAAUGGAGGCUUCGGGAGUCUGCUCUCUACUCCAGAGCCUCUGACGGGCGUAAGUCCCAGGCUGCCAGACAAGCCUUUGUAGUGGUGGUGGUCAAGGUCCCGAAUCCAGAAACGCAAACCCCUCAAACAACCAGCAGGGUUUUCCCCGAGCAAACACAGCCGGCAGGCCGCCGGCACCGCUCCUCCCCGGGUGGGUCACACGGGGCCCCCUCGCCCACAGGUGUGUUCCCAAGACUGCGCUGCUGCCGGAACGGCGGCACCUGCGUGCUGGGCAGCUUCUGCGUGUGCCCUCCCCACUUCACGGGUCGCUACUGUGAGCACGACCAGAGGCGAAGCGACUGCGGGGCCCUCGUGCACGGGGCCUGGACCUUCCGAGGCUGCCGCCUCUGCCGGUGCAUCUUCGCCGCCCUACACUGCCUCCCUCGCCAGACGCAGGGCCGCUGUGACCUAAAAGACCUUCUCACCUCAUUUGCCAGUGGACCAAGUGCACAUGGGAGGCUGAGCCUUCUCCUGCUGCCCUCUGUCCUCCUGCAUUGCCUCAUCCAUGAGGGCUGAGAAUCCUAAGUGCACAGAAGCUCCCUCCCAGAACUGCAAAACCAAACCUUCAUUUCACAUAGUGCAGGAGCUGCAGGUCCUAACAGGAGACCCAGGGCUG
This is a messenger RNA of Dipodomys ordii (Ord's kangaroo rat), 850 nucleotides long. Its product is annotated as cryptic protein-like. Lineage: Eukaryota; Metazoa; Chordata; Mammalia; Rodentia; Heteromyidae. The transcript is spliced from 6 exons. Bases 1 to 750 code for a protein of 249 amino acids. The record is from RefSeq and is a predicted model, not a curated record.